Molecule: messenger RNA, 4457 nt
Organism: Hypanus sabinus (Atlantic stingray)
Lineage: Eukaryota; Metazoa; Chordata; Chondrichthyes; Myliobatiformes; Dasyatidae
Product: NHL repeat-containing protein 3-like
Exons: 7
Coding region: 28-1083 (351 amino acids)
Biological process (GO): protein polyubiquitination; proteasome-mediated ubiquitin-dependent protein catabolic process; negative regulation of translation
Molecular function (GO): translation repressor activity; protein binding; ubiquitin protein ligase activity
Source: RefSeq, a predicted model, not a curated record
GGCUGAGGGCGGGACGAAGCACGAACCAUGUUUAAAACACUCCGGGGUUGUGUUUAUGUCAGGCAGAGUUGCUUCAUCGUUGGGGUCGUGAUGUUGCUUGUCUUGUUUUCCCUGUGCGUGUUAUCUACCCGGUGUGUUAACAGGGCAUCUGCUGGAUAUUCCUCAGGCUCAGCUAGAUUUUCUGAGAAAAGUCUGUACAAACUGGACAUUGAGUGGCCUAGGUUUCCAGAACACUUCACAGGUCAAGUGUUUGCUGUUGCAGUUGACCCAGUGUCUAAUAUUGUUUAUGUAGCACAGAGAGGAGAAUCUGUACCAAAAAUGUUACUGUUUACAGAAAAAGGAUACUUCCUCCAAGCAUGGAAUACCACAACGAUUGAAAUGCCACAUGGGAUAUUUGCAGCUACGAACUCUUCUGCCACAUCUUUGUGGGUGACGGAUGUUGGAAAUGGGAAGUACGGCCACACCAUCAAACAGUACAACCCAUUUGGAGAGCUUCUUCAAACUCUGGGAACACCUGGGCAUCCAGGUUCAUCGUUAGAUCCAUUGCAGUUUGAUCAACCAGCAGAAGUGUACGUUUCCAGUAAGGGGAACGUGUAUAUAGUGGAUGGUGAUGGAGGCUUAAACAACAGACUAAUCAAACUGGACCUAGGCUUUGGUAUCGCUUGGAUGAAAGGAGAAAAGGGAGAUAAACAUUCCCAGUUUUACAUUCCACACAGUGUAACUGAAGAUAAUGUAGGGCGGAUUUGGGUAGCUGACAGAGGCAACAUGCGUUUACAAGCAUUUGAUGCAGAGACAGGUCAGUGGAUAGGAGCCUGGUCCAGUUGCUUCUCAGAUGAUGGUCCCUCCUCUGUAAGGUUGACGUAUGACAACAAGUUCUUCGUUGUGGCCCAGUUGAAAAUCAACAGAGUGCUGUUUCUAUCUGUUCCACCAAUAGGUGACAUUGGGGUGUGUAACAUAGCUGAUACAAUCCAAUUAUCUGAUGAUGUAAAGCCCCAUCUUGUGGAUGUUAAUCGUAAAACUGGUGCUAUUUAUAUUGCAGAAAUUGGUGCACAGCAAGCACAGAAAUUUGUACCUAAUACCUGAAAAUAAUUCUUAAACCUUCCAUUGCUGCUAUACUGGCAUUUUCACACUGGUGGUUUCAAAUGUACGUCAGAUUUAAAGUGUCACUGUCAUGGGUGAGAUGGCAUGAUGUGAACCCCGAGCAGACUAUUGCAAAGCCAAUAACUUUUCUUAUAUAAUUUUUCAUUUGCACUAGAUGUGAUUUUAAAACCAGACUUUUAAAGUAUUCCAACUGAGAAUUGAACCAGUAAGACUCCAGGUUCAAUUCUUCACUUGAAUUGAGUUUAUUAAUCUUGUGGUUACAUUAGGAGCAAUAUUAAUACAUUCCAUUACCUCUGCCUCAAGUUCAGAGAAAAACUUGAGGUUCCUACUAAUGAUCUUUUGGAGAUGAAUGGCAGUAGAUUUUGAGCAAAGAAAUUAAGUGCCUUUUGCAACAAUCUACAGAUGUCUGCUAACACAUGGUUUAGAGUUUAUAAUUAACUUCUUGAGUGAAGUCCACUUCUUGUGGAGCUAUAUGCCAAAGAGGAGUUGGUAAGCAGAGAGAGAGAGAGAGAGAGAGAGGGAGAAAAAGGGAAAAGAGAAAUUGAGGGGAUGUUUUAGAAAUGCACUGCUUUUCCCAACACUGCUCACCAUGUUGAAGUUUUAUUUUGAAAUUGAUUUGUUGCAUUAAUGUAAUGGACAUGCCAUAAAAUUUUUAAAAUGGCUAUUUGGAUUUCUGAGCAUUAUUGUAAAUGGGUAAAAAGUUUUGAUAAUUAGUGUCAAUGAAGUGUUUUAUUCUGUUUUUGCAUCUCCUCUCCUCCCCGGCAUCACUUAUCCUCAUUUUGCAUUUACACCAACAUUUUUUUUCCUAUAAUCAACAAGCUUUUGCCUAUUAUCUAUAACACCAUUUCCGUAUCCCAUUGAGAUCACAAGUGAAGUCAAAUACAUCUUUAAAAUCUGGGAUAAAAUUAUUUAAUGUAUCUGCAAAGGAAUUGAAUUUCAUUGACUCUGAAUAAUACCCCUCAAUUCAGCUGUAAUAUCCAGUUACAAAAUCAAAGAAAAAUGUUGGGAAUACCAUUCAAGCUAGACAACAUGCCAAAUUCAAGGAUGCUUAUCAGAACUCUUUCCACAGAUGUUCUCUGGCCUGCAAGAUUUUUCCAGCUUUUUUUGUUGUUUUUUGAUACAAAUUUACAACAUCUUCACUUUUAGUUUUCACUAAUAUUCAGUUCUUUGGGGGAAAACAACAUUUUCUGCAAACCAGAUACUAUCUUUGUAGAAGAUCAAAUUAAUAAGUUGAGGCUCAAGGUAGGUCAACUGUCUUUGACUAAAUAAACUAACAAACUAUAACAAGAGCAAACAGGAGGAAAUCUGCAGAUGCUGGAAAUUCAAACAGCACCACACACAAAAUGCUGGUAGAACACAGCAGGCCAGGCAGCAUCUAUAGGGAGAAGCGCUGUUGACGUUUCAGGCCGAGACCCUUCAUCAGGUCAGGACUAUAACUAUAACAAACAAUUUAUUGACUGAAAUUGAGUUUUGCUAUUUUAAUUAAUAUGUCAGAACAGCAAAUGUUUUAUUUCUUGAAUCUUCCAAUGUAAACAGUUGCUGAUAAUCACUAUAAUGAAAUGUUUCCCUCAAUCUUUAAGAUGACUACUUGGAUAAAUGUAAACAUUCAAAAGCUUCCUGGCCUUGGGAUUGUCUGUCAGUAAAAAGUUAAAGUAUCAAUGAGCCUGACUCUUUUUCAAGUGCAACACAGCCCCUGAAGCAAUUGUCCCUCAUGAACAUUUGCUUCUUGCACUUGUGUGGCAUUACAAUCGUGACAAAUCUUGACCCCAUCUUGAUUUUCCGAGAGGAUGAAAGCUGUCUGAUUGAAGGGGGAUUUUUGUUGUUCCAAAGCAAAUAAUUUUCUAGUUUUCAGCACCCUGUGUACUUCAAAUAGAAUAGAGGUGGGGUAAAUAAUACAAUAGUACUGUUUUGGGUGGGGACAGUAGUGCCUACAAUUUGUUUUAUUUAGCUUGGACCAUUAAUGUGUUUCGGACAUCUGUAGCACAUUUUUCUCUUCAAAUUUUAAGUUUACAACUUUGUUGUUCUGUUCCUUGGUUAACUGUUUUGAUGCAGUUUCUAAAUGAAGCACUGGGAAUUAGAGUAGGUUCUCAGCUUGGAUCCUUAUGAAGUGCUGCACAUUACUUAUCCACUCUUGUAUAGCCAGCUGGUUAAAACUGAAGUAAUUCUAAGCACUUAGGAAUUCAAUAUGAUUGACCAUUAUUAGUGUUGGUAAGUCUUAGGUUUUGAAAAGCAAGUUUGUCUUACAGUCAAUAGGGUAACUCAAGUGUUUGGCAUUAGAUUUCACUCUGCUGCUAAAUCAUUGAUACAGCAAUUGUGAAAUAUUUACAUGAUUGAUAGUUUUAAGUCCUGAGGAAUUGUGUGGAAGCUUGCAGUCUAUUUCAGACAAUGUCUAAAAUAGAUGUUGGUAUCUGUUGUGAUUGGAUAAGGAAAUAUUUUGGUUUUUAUAAAGAGCUAAUCAAACUAGGAAACCACUAAUCAAGUAGGUGCUAAUUUUAAGGGAAAGCAUUUAUUACUUAUUUUGGAUUAUUAAUAUCUCGGUAAUAAAGUUACUUCUGAUGCAUACUAAACAUAAUCACUUCUGGGAACCUGGUAUUCUUUGGAAUUGCCAAUGAAUUACAAAAUUUAGAAUAUGGUAAGAGGUGGUAACAAAGGGUUAAAAUUAGGAUAGCAUCAUUAUAGUGUUUUUUUGGUAUCAGAAUUAUGAUUUUGUUUUGCUUCACUCUUUUUAUUUGGUUGGUUGAUAAGUCAACCAUGUUUUACCAUAAAUAGCAUUGGUUCCUGAGGAAAGGUCUUGACCUCAACUUUAACUGCCUGUUUCCCUCCAAAGUUACUGCCUAACCUGCUGAGUUCCUCCAACAUUUUGUGUGUUGCUCCAGAAUUCCAGCAUCUUCAAUCUUUCUUGAGUAUAAUGAAUGAACUAGCAGGUGUAAACAGGAACAGAGUCAGGAAGCAGGUAGGGAUGAGAAGAGAGAGGAAAUGAGUAAUGAGGUAUAAGGGAGAAAAUAGAAAGAAUUCUGAUCCAUUCAGUCUUUCAUUUGGUUUCACUUUCUAGUUUUUAUUUUGGAUUGUUCCUCCGAUCACGAUUCUUAAUGUUUUGUCUUCCUUUAUUUUAGAAAUUAUCCAUUGUUUUACUACAUCAUUUUGAAAUACUUUCCCAUCUUUGUUGAUGGCCUUGUUUAAUCCUAAGUGUUUUAUACUAAAGAGUUUUAUUUGAUGUAAGUGGUUAAUUAUUUUAAUUGAUAUGAAUUAAUAUUAAAUUUGCCGCAUACCAUUCAGAGAACAAUUAACUUCAUGAGAUCAAAUAUGUAUAUUAAUUGAAAUGUGACUAAGAGAAAAGUUUCUACUUUUGAGAAUGA